Molecule: messenger RNA, 3573 nt
Organism: Platichthys flesus (European flounder)
Lineage: Eukaryota; Metazoa; Chordata; Actinopteri; Pleuronectiformes; Pleuronectidae
Product: solute carrier family 12 member 9-like
Exons: 13
Coding region: 261-3173 (970 amino acids)
Biological process (GO): cell volume homeostasis; potassium ion import across plasma membrane; potassium ion homeostasis
Cellular component (GO): membrane
Molecular function (GO): potassium:chloride symporter activity
Source: RefSeq, a predicted model, not a curated record
UGCUAAUGCUAACAGGUGGGCAUAUAGCAUGAGGCGGAUCUUAAUCAAGUAGAGAGUGACGACAUCAGCCAAUUAUAGGAAGGGGCGUCAUUUUCCAGCUCAUUAAACGUCAUCAGCUGCACAGGUGAGUCUGACGGAGGUGAAUGGCGGUAGCUCGGGAAGCUAACGCUAGCUUACCUGUUGGCACCGUAGCUCCUGGACCUGGACAUUAGCCACUAGUUAAGAGAGUUUCUGCUGAAACCGUCGUCGUUAAAGCCGCCAUGUCAGAGAAGGCUCCCCUCCUACAUUACCGACUCACCACCAGUGAUGCUGAGCCGACAGAUGGUUCCAAACGCGGCAGAGCCAAGGUGUGCAGGGACGGCCGAGGGUCCGGGGAGAAACCCGCCCGAAAGCUCGGUGUGGUGUUCGGAGUGGUUACACCGACUCUGUUGUCCAUGUUCAGCGUCGUCGUGUUCCUGCGAAUAGGAUUUGUCGUGGGACAAGCAGGGCUCUAUCAGUCUAUUGCCAUGUUCCUGGUGGCCUACGUUAUUAUCACAAUGACUGUGCUCUCUGUGUGCGCCAUCUCCACCAAUGGGGCUUUGGAUGCUGGAGGUGCAUACUAUAUGAUCAGCCGAGCUCUGGGUCCCGAGUUCGGUGGCAGCAUCGGGAUCAUGUUCUUCUUUGCCAACGUGUGUGGCAGUGCUCUCUAUGUGUUAGGUCUGGUUGAGGCUAUUAUGUCUGUCUUUGGCAUCCCAGAAGAGGGGGGUGCAGCUUCUGCAGGUCCACUUCAGGUGCUACCUUCAGGAUACUUGUGGUCUGUGCUUUAUGGCACUGGCCUGCUCUUCUUGUGUUUCCUUGUCUGCUUGGUGGGAGCCCACAUCUAUGCCAAAGCCGCCUUUAUAAUAUUCAUCAUAGUCACAACAGUGCUUGUGUCCGUUUUCAUCAGUUUCUUCAUUGUUAGGCCUGUUGGGGUGGUUUUGCCAUCUGUUAACAGCACCAGCCUGACCAUAGCCAAUUUUACUGGUUUCCGACUCCACACCUUGCAGAGUAACCUCUUGCCCAAUUACACAGUGGACUACACCACCGGUGCCAUGAUGAAUUUUGCCACAGUGUUUGCUGUCAUGUUCAAUGGUUGCACUGGAAUAAUGGCAGGCUCCAACAUGUCGGGUGACUUGAAAAACCCCAGCUAUUCUAUCCCGAGAGGAACAAUUGCAGCUGUCCUCAUAACGUUCAUCACAUACAAUCUGCUGAGUCUUCUGGCUGCUUGGUCCUGUGACCGCUGCCUGCUCCAAAAAAACUACAGUUUUAUGGGAGACAUCAAUAUAUGGCCUCCCAUGGUGACCAUUGGUGUUUACUCCUCCACUAUAUCUGCUGCCAUGAGUAAUUUGAUCGGCGCUUCCAGGAUCCUUUAUGCUUUGUCCAAAGACAACCUGUUUGGGGGCCUCCUGGUUCUGACGAGGAAAACAUCUCGGAGUGGGAACCCCUGGGCAUCGGUGCUUGUGUCCUGGUUGCUUGUACAGGUGGUGCUGUUUGCGGGGAAAUUGAACACCAUAGCUGGUAUUGUAACCAUCUUCUUCUUGUUGGUCUAUGCUGCCGUGAACCUGGCCUGUUUGGCUCUUGAAUGGGCUUCUGCACCAAACUUCAGACCCUCAUUCCGUUGUUUUACCUGGCACACCUGCACACUGGGCAUCAUUGGCUGCUUGGUCAUGAUGUUUCUGAUCAGUGCCAUUUAUGCCUUUGCCAGCAUAGCCUUUAUGCUGCUGCUCUUGAUGCUGAUCCACUACUUUGGUCCCAUCAGCAACUGGGGAUACAUCAGCCAGGCUCUCAUCUUCCACCAGGUUCACAGUCACAAACCAAUCUUCCGUCUCACAACAACAACAUUAAUAGGGGUAACAGCACCUCUCUCUUUCUCGUCCCAUCUCUGUUUGAUUCAGGUGCGUAAGUACCUGUUGAUGUUGGACGUGCGUAAAGACCACGUGAAGUUCUGGAGGCCCCAGGUGCUUCUGAUGGUGGCAAACCCUCGCAGCUCUACGGGUCUUAUGACAUUCAUUAAUGACUUGAAGAAGAGUGGCCUCUAUGUAUUGGGACAUGUAAAGCUGGGUUUACUAGACGGGCUGCCCUCUGAUCCUUUGCAAAGCUGUUAUGAAUCCUGGCUGUCUCUAGUAGAUCAUCUAAACAUUAAGGCAUUUGUCAACCUCACCCUGGCGGACUCUGUCCGACACGGAGUUCAGAACCUGCUUUUCAUUACAGGAUUUGGUGGAAUGCGGCCAAACACCAUUGUCUUGGGUUUCUAUGAUGACUGCAGCCCACAAGACAACCUGCAAGGUAAAAUUCUUGUGUCUACAGGCUACGGUUUGGAUACUGUCUGUCUAACCAAAGACCCGACGGAGCAUCGGUCCCCUUUCUUCCCCAGUGUGCGUGGCACAGAGGAAGACAAAGAUCUUCAGGAAGAGGAAUACGUGUCACUGAUUGCUGACGCUGUUAAAAUGGGGAAGAAUGUGACACUGGCUCGCUACUUUGAUCAGUUCAACCGGGAGGAGGUCUUGGGUUCUGGACGAAAGACUGCAGGCAAGCAAAGCAUGACUGGGCCCUUUGUCGAUGUGUGGCCUCUGAAUCUGCUUCAACCAGACAGCCAUGGCUACGUUGACACCUGCUCGCUGUUCCUCCUGCAGCUGGCUUGUGUGCUGCAAGAGACUCGCACCUGGAAUCAGGCCAGACUCCGCCUCUUCCUGUGCGUUGAGGCUGGUUGCAGUAUGCAGGAAGAGGAGGAGACUAAGCUCAGGGUGAUGCUAAAGAAGCUAAGAAUCUCAGCUCAGGUGCAGAUGGUGACUUGGGACGAGGUGGUGGCGCUGCACUGGCAGAGACAAGGAGGGCGGGAGACAGGGAAUCUGCCAGAGUGUGCGCAGAGUGAGGAGAUGAUGGAGCAAGAAGAAAGGGCUCAAAAGGAAGAUGGCAAUGAAAUGUUCCCCAAUAAUGCGGCUCAGCUCACAGAAGAAUACAUCUGUGCUGUCAACAAUCUGAUUCUCCGACACGGAGCCCCUAGACCUGCUGUGCGUUUCCUGUAUUUGCCACGCCCACCUGCAGACAUAAACCGUUACCGUGCCUACCUGCACCAGGUGGACCUGUUGAGUCGAGACCUCGGCCCAACAUUGCUCAUUCAUGGAGUCACUCCUGUCGUCACUACUGAUCUUUAGAUUUUUACUGUCACCUCCAUCUCUUAUCUUGAUCCUGCAUCGUUCCUCCAUGGAAUGGCUUUUUGCCACCAAUUCAUUCACCAGAUAUUUAAGCCAGCAACUACAGAUUUGAAAUGGAGAUCACAAACCCAAAAAGCACUUAUACUGAUAAUAUUUUCCCUUACUGCAAUAUCGGGCCACAACGUGGAUGUGCGGAGUUUACUUCUGUGAUUACUAUGUAUAAAGGUUUUGCACUUUUUGCAGAGUGAAAGGAGGAAAAGUUCUUUAAAUUCCUUCCCUCCCUGAAGUAUUAGUCCUGUGCUCUUGUUUCUCUCCUUGUACAGUUUAAACAUGGGAGCCGAGCUUUGUUUGUUUUGUAUGUUUGUUUAUUAGAAAAUAAAUUGACUGAAUUCUUGUAUUA